AUGCAGCUCUUCAUCCUUGGUCCAGCAUUUGGACUGCCGUCCAUCGACGCCGAAUGCAACGCCGCCGUCGCUCUCCUGCAGCUCCGUGCUGAGGGGUCAUACACAAUCAUCCCAACACAUGAUCAGCAAGAACAUCUCCCGCGUCUCGUCGAUGGACGGACACGAAUUUCUGGCUUCAAUAAUAUUGUCCGCCACCUCGCGAGCAAUUCCACCUUCGAUGAGUCGUCAGAACUAGACUCCGCCUCACGAGCCGACUCGCUCGCUAUCACAUCGUUCCUCGAGCUGAACGCACCGACUCUCUUGGACAUUUCCCUCUACGUCAGUUUCGAGAAUUAUCGUCAUGCUACGCGUCCUGCAUUCACAAGGAUACUCCCGUGGCACUCCAACUACAUCAUCCCGCCACAGAGACGGUCUGCUGCGCGGCUGCGAACGGAGCAAUUGGGAAUCUCGAGCCUGGACGUUGACGACGUGCAUGAGGAUAUGAGCAAUAGGCCGGCAGGAUUCGAAGCUGUCGGCAAGGAGCCUGGCUUUGAGGCGGAGACACAGAAGCGCGCAAGCCUACUCUUGCCGCGGAAGGACACUCUGAGGAGCUUGCUGCAGCGGCCUGAGAAUGCCUCUAUCUUCAAGCUGAAAGCUCUGGCCGACAAUUUCUUUGGACCUCUGCAGGAUAUACUACAUGGUCGCACAUGGCUGCUCGACACCGAAGGACCCACUGCCGUUGACUGCCUGCUGUACGGCUACCUCGGUCUCAUGCUUCAUCCUCAAGUCCCGCAGGAUUGGCUCGGUUCUACCAUGCGAAAACAGUACCAACAGCUUGCAGAAUAUACCGAGAAAUUGCAUGCUAAGCUAAACCUCGCGACCGAUGCCGAUGCCGUCCUGUCCAAGUCGGUGGUUGACGAGGUAUCACUUCCUUGGGGUGGGCAAACUGUUUCGACAUUCACCGAAACCGCAAAAAGCAUCGGUGCAGGACUCUGGGAUCAGGUUCCAUUGCUGGCCCGACCAAACUCAUUGCAGCUGCAGCAUGCUAGAGGAGUCUCGGUAUGGGAAAAGUAUCUCACAACGGCAUUGCUCUCCACGACUGCAUCGAUGGCUAUCACUCUGUUUCUGGCAGUCCGUUCUGGGUGGAUGAUCUGGCCUCAUGGCGAGGAUGUCCAGAUAUUUGGUCGCAAGCGCCUUGCAGACUUCGGCCAUCUUGGUGCUGCUCUAGGUUUUGGCAUUGGGCCGCAAAGCAGUCGUGGGCGCUGA
Messenger RNA from Ramularia collo-cygni, 1245 nucleotides. RefSeq lists its product as uncharacterized. NCBI's taxonomy places the organism in Eukaryota, Fungi, Ascomycota, Dothideomycetes, Mycosphaerellales, Mycosphaerellaceae. Gene Ontology annotation, biological process: mitochondrion organization. The coding region runs from base 1 to 1245 and encodes 414 amino acids. The transcript has a single exon. The record is from RefSeq and is a predicted model, not a curated record. Gene Ontology annotation, cellular component: SAM complex.